AUGUGCUCUUCCUCAACCUAUCCCACAGAGGCUGGAACCGCAAUCUCCACAUUGUACGCCAAUGACCCCGGGACAACUGCAAACGCGAUUAUCAACGCCCUUGAGAAAGAUGGUGCAUUGAUUGUCAAAGGCAUAGCGUCCAAGUCUCUAUGCGAACAGAUAAGAAGUGACCUGAAACCACUUUUUGACUCAGACGUCAAAGAUGACUCUGGCUUCUUUCCUCCUACCACCAAGCGAGCAACCGGUUUCUUUGCUACCUCAGACGCAUGUGUCGAACUAGCCAUAAACCCUCUCUUCCAAUCCGUUGCAGAAAGAGUCCUGGGUAGUAAGUACACGUACUGGGAAGGUCAAGAACAGUUGACAGUCUUUGGAAAGCCGUAUAUUGCUAGUGCUGUUGGAUUUCGCGUUGAGCCCGGUGGGAAGCAACAGGCUCUUCAUAGAGAUGACUCAGAUUAUCAUCCUAGGAACUGCGACAUGCCCGUCAUGCUCGGUUGUGCUUUGACUAAGACAACGAAGGAGAAUGGCGCGACUAUUGUCAUCCCAAAGAGCCAUCUUUGGGGUCCUGAUCGAUGUCCACUAGAUGAGGAGGCAAUCCCUGGAGAACUGGAAAUUGGGGAUGCUAUGCUCUUCCUGGGCAACGUCUAUCAUGCAGGCGGAGCCAACACCACCAAGUAUGUUUAUUGUACCUUUGUUAGUAUCAUGCAAGCUAACAUGGAAAGGGAUGACGCUCGAGAAACUAUCGGCAUCUUCAUGUGCAAGGGAACCCUGAGGCAGGAAGAAAACCAGUUCCUAAGCAUCCCCCCAGAGGUUGCAAAAGGCCGGAAUCUUCCCCCGAAGAUGCUCAGAUUAUUAGGGUAUGGCAUUUGUCCACCGGCCUUAGGCUUCUACAAAUAUCGGGAUCCGAUGAAGGUCAUCUUUGGAAUCGAGGACGAAGAGACUGUCAAGAAGUAG
Messenger RNA from Fusarium subglutinans, 951 nucleotides. Its product is annotated as phytanoyl dioxygenase. Lineage: Eukaryota; Fungi; Ascomycota; Sordariomycetes; Hypocreales; Nectriaceae. The record is from RefSeq and is a predicted model, not a curated record. Bases 1 to 951 code for a protein of 316 amino acids. The transcript is spliced from 2 exons.